Messenger RNA from Sitophilus oryzae (rice weevil), 1199 nucleotides. RefSeq names its product pancreatic lipase-related protein 2. The coding region runs from base 192 to 1169 and encodes 325 amino acids. NCBI's taxonomy places the organism in Eukaryota, Metazoa, Arthropoda, Insecta, Coleoptera, Curculionidae. The transcript has 7 exons. The record is from RefSeq and is a predicted model, not a curated record. Gene Ontology annotation, molecular function: lipase activity.
GGAAUAAUACCGCGGUUUUUGAUGUUACCGGUCAUUGGAUGCGAAGAGUAUCAAAAUGAUUAAACCGGCUUUUAAAACGUAUAUGUUUUAAAAGAACAAAAAAUCUAUUCACAAUAUUUCAGUCAGCUGUUAAGUUCGGCAGUGUAUUGUUAAAUUUGUGGAAAAAUAGCCAAGAAUGCAUCUUUAGAAAAAUGAAACUAAGUGUCGGUGUUUUAGUUUUAAUUUCUGUGUAUUUUAAGUGUUUUGAGGUUCAUUCACAGUUGCAGCCAUUCUACGAUAUCAAAUACUGGCGAUGUGUUAUCAAAAAGACCUACGAGUGUCCUGACAACGACAUAAAAUAUUAUUUAUAUACUCCAGAAACUGGCAAAAAAAGGCUUAGAAUAGACAUAAGAAACCAUUUAUCUUUGCGACUAUCGGGAUUUGAUCCUGACAGAAAAAACGCGAUCAUUAUUCAUGGAUUUAAUGGAACGGAGAGCAAAACACCGAUGACAGUUCUACGAGACGCGUUCCUGUAUAGAAGAGACUAUAACAUUUUUACGAUAGACUGGGCAGACCUCACUACAUUUCCGUGCUAUCUGUCAUCAUUAUCUAAUACACGUGUCGUGUCUCAAUGUACUGCAAAACUGUAUGCCUUUAUUAUGGACCAUGGUGGAGACGCUACGCAAACGAUGUGUGUUGGUCAUUCCUUAGGUGCUCAUAUCUGCGGUAUGGUCAGUAAUCAUCUUAGCUUAAAACAGCAUAAAAUAGUAGGAUUAGAUCCAGCCAGACCUCUUAUAGAUCGAUACGCCAAUAAAUAUUUUAGACUGACGAAAGACGAUGCUCACCAAGUACAAAUAAUUCACACCAAUGCUGGAUUUUUAGGAGAGGUUAAUCAAGUUGGCCACGUCGAUUUCUGUGUUAAUGGCGGAAUGAGACAGCCUGGCUGCAAAGGCAGAAGAAUACGUAUUGCUAGAUGUAGUCACUUUCAAAGCGCUUGUUAUUUUGCCAAAACUGUCAAAUAUCCGGAUUCUAUCAUGGGACGACCUUGCGAUGCUAAAUGCCCAAAAAUAGAUAGAAAAUGGGGAUACUUACCUGGAAAAUCUAUACCAAUGGGACACGAUACGCCGUACGGAAUAUAUGGAAGCUACUGUGUAAAUACUGAUACUAAAAAAGACUGCCCAUUCGAGUAACAACUACAAAAUGUACAAUCUCGCAUCAAU